AUGUCGCCAACCACAUUUCCCUCAACUUCGUUAUGCCCGGGGUAUAAACAUGUCCAAGAAUUUGGACCUGAUGACGAAUAUGAAGAAGGAGAAGUCGAGUAUGUGACUGUUGCACUGGAAGGUGCUGAACCUUCUCUCAUAUCCAGUAGCGAACACAUGAGGCUCAUCGGACUCGACACACCCACACCUUUCAUGCAGCUCUCGGGGACCAUACUCAAAGGACAACAUGACAUGUUAAUUGGGAGUGAACUACUUUUCACGGAGAAGAAAGAUGAACAAGACCGGUCUAAACGUCACUUAGUCUAUAUUGGUUCGACGUCUCAACGUCUCCAUUUCAAAGAGGUCCAACUACGAUCCAAAGUCGCUUCAGAGGGAGCUGCUGUCGGAGUUGAUGCCGAUCGUGGAAACGAUGAGAAUACGACGUCAAAGGUUUCGAAAGCCGCUGGGACUGGCGAAGGAAGCAAAAAAGCGCGAACGCCGAGGAAAAGCCGGAAAGACCGCACAAAGGAGCUAGAUGGGGAGGGUGAGGCAGGAGAGACCGAGGAUCCUAAUGCACCAAGACCUAUGAGACGGUCGGGAAGGAAAAACGCAAAGCGUAAACGAGGACAUGAUGAGGAUGAUGCAGACGAAUCAUAG
This is a messenger RNA of Marasmius oreades (fairy-ring Marasmius), 636 nucleotides long. RefSeq lists its product as uncharacterized. The coding region runs from base 1 to 636 and encodes 211 amino acids. The transcript is spliced from 3 exons. NCBI's taxonomy places the organism in Eukaryota, Fungi, Basidiomycota, Agaricomycetes, Agaricales, Marasmiaceae. The record is from RefSeq and is a predicted model, not a curated record. Gene Ontology annotation, biological process: transcription by RNA polymerase III. Gene Ontology annotation, cellular component: transcription factor TFIIIC complex.